AAGCCUUUACCUUCUCUUUCUUCUUCGUCUUCACAAAACACGCACUUACGCUCUAUUGUGUGUGGGAAUCUGGCCACGGAAAUGAAUGAACAGGCCGCAAAAACUCUGGAAGGAACGGAAAUGGAAAAUUCGAAGCCACUCAAGGAAGAAGAAAUUCGAGAAAAAAUUGGGAAAGAUGAUGAACGGAGUGGAGGAAGUAGUUGUUUUCCAGUUCAGAGUACUUCAAUUGGAGUAGCAGAAGAAUCAAAAGAAUCUGAAUUUAAAGUUCUUCCGUCCGCACAAUUGUCGGAGAGUGAUUUCAAAUCCAAUUUUAGUUUCUCGUCUGAACGUCUCUCUGAGGUGCCGGUGGAAUAUUCUCUGCAACCGCUAGUCUCGGAUGAUGAAAUUAAGGAUCAAGUAAGAGUCACCCUCGAGGAACCUUUAAUUGGUAAUACUGGUCGCCAUGUUGAGACACAUAACCUGAGAAAGGUAUAUGAUGGUCCGUCCAAGUUGAAUCUCUCCCCAACUUCCACUUCAGAGAAUAUUUCACCAGGUUCAUGUUCAGCUUUACAAGAAAGAAAAUCAUCACCUGUAGAGAAUGGAAACAACUCAUGUCUGGCAGAACAAGACAGGCAGAAUUCUUCAAACCCGAAACUGUUAUCAGCACCUAAGCUGAAGACUUCUACUGAUGGGUACAAUUGGCGGAAAUAUGGUCAAAAGCAAGUAAAGAGUCCUGAAGGUUCUCGGAGCUAUUACAGAUGCACGUUUUCUGAAUGUCAUGCCAAGAAGAUUGAGUGCUGUGAUCAGUUUGGCAAUGUCAUUGAGAUUGUUUAUAGAAGUCAUCACAAUCAUGAUCCACCUCAAAAGGUAAACUGCACAAGGGAAAGUAGGCAUGCGUUAUCAGUGGUGCCGGCCAAUGAGAGUGACAAUGCAGCUCGUCCACUGAGAGCUAUUAAUGAGUCCUCUUUGGAAAAACCUUCAGUGGAGAUGGCUCAGAUACCCGAGACAAAGCAACAGGAUGCAACUAAUUCUGAUGAGAAUGUGGAAAUUAGUACAAAGGAAGAACAUGUUAAUGAACUUGAACUUAAAAAAAGGCCGAAGAAAAGUGUCACCGGCGAUGUGGUAACCAUCGCCAAACCUGGAAAGAAAUCUAAAACUGUUGUUGAGGAGGCUGGUGAUGUGGGGAUAUCAGGAGAUGGCUACAGGUGGCGCAAGUAUGGACAGAAGAUGGUGAAAGGGAACUGUCAUCCUAGGAACUACUACAGAUGUACAUCAGCCGGAUGUCCUGUUCGGAAGCACACUGAGAAGGCUACAGAUAGUUCAAGUGCUGUAAUAGUAUCAUACACAGGAGUACAUGAUCAUGAAAUGCCGGUUCCAAAGAAAACUCGAGGCCCAACAAGUGAUCCUCUAGUUGCUACUGCAUCUCCUGGUUCCUUGAACAAUGUGCAAAUUAAUGAGACUGAAGCGUAACUAAUAAGAAAUCUAUUAAAAGUUUAGGCAUUGAAUCUGGACGGGAGAAAACAGUGGGAUCCGAUCAGACCCCGGUGAGCAUGGAUUUGAAAUAAAGCCUAGUUGAAACCGAAUGAGGACUUCAAAGUGGGAUGGACACCACUGGAAGAGUUAUUAAGAUACGUUGCUCUUAAUGGAAGUAUGUAACUUCAAAUAAUCUUAUUUGAUUAUUUGCUCUUUAUUUUUUCUUGUAUUUUCUUCUUAUUUUAGCUUUAGUAUCGGUAAUUUGGCAUAGGUUGGUUAUUGUGGUAGUGUUUUAAAACUGAUUUUGGUUAACUUUUGUACAUUAGUGUGGAACAAAUGAAUUAGGUGUCUUUUUAUCGAGGGUUGAUUAUGUGCAAAAUUUCAUAAAUCGUUGGUGGUGAGAUUUGAA
Messenger RNA from Olea europaea var. sylvestris, 1861 nucleotides. Its product is annotated as probable WRKY transcription factor 32. Gene Ontology annotation, biological process: regulation of DNA-templated transcription. Lineage: Eukaryota; Viridiplantae; Streptophyta; Magnoliopsida; Lamiales; Oleaceae. The record is from RefSeq and is a predicted model, not a curated record. Gene Ontology annotation, molecular function: DNA-binding transcription factor activity; sequence-specific DNA binding. The transcript is spliced from 7 exons. Bases 82 to 1449 code for a protein of 455 amino acids.